ACGCCGUUCGACAACCAACAGCUGCUGCAGAGACAUCAGGAGGAGCACGCCGAGGAGAGUCUGGGUGUGUUCUCUGGUGAGGCAGCAGGUCCAACUACAGGACAGCGGCGGGGGAGAGGGAAGAGGACUCACCGAUGUCCGACCUGUGGCAAAGAACUAUCCGACGCGUCCAAGCUGAAGUUACACGUGAGAAUCCACACCGGGGAGAAACCGUACUGUUGCUCCCUGUGCGGAAAGGGUUUCACUCAGCCAGGGAACCUGAAAACACACAUGAAAACACACAGAGACGGGAACCCCAGUUUGUUGUCCGCUGGCGGGUUAGGUCCCUCUACAUCAAGAGGUCCUGAACACCACCGGGAGAAUCACACCGUCGCCGCAUCAGCAGCUCAGGAGAACUUCAACUGUCCAGAUCUACCGCCAGCGCAGAAACACAUGACGUCUCAGGACAGCGGAGAGAAGGUCUCUUUCUUCUGCUCGCUGUGUGGGGAGCAGUUCUCUGAGAAGGCACCGUUGGAAGAACACCGGUUGGCUCACAACAACAAGAAGCCUUUUCCCUGCCCUGACUGUGGCAAGAGGUUCCGCAGUAAUUACUACGUUAAGAUCCACAUGCGAAUGCACAGCGGGGAGAGGCCUUACCAAUGCACCGAGUGUGGGAAGGGCUUCAUCACAGAAGAAGGGCUGAAGAAGCACGAGAGCGCUCACCGGGGAGAGAGACCUCACCUUUGCCCCGAGUGCGGAAAGAGAUUCAAGCAACAGUCCCAACUUACAUGUCAUUUCCGUAUGCACACCGGACAGAAGAGCCACCUCUGCUCCGUCUGUGGGAAGAGUUACUUCAGAGAAUUUGACCUCAAGGUUCACCUCAGAGUCCACACGGGAGAGAAGCCCCAUCAGUGUGAGGAGUGCGGGAAGAGUUUCUACUAUCUACAGGGGCUCCGGCAGCACCAGAGGACCCACGCUCCCAAGCCCAUCGGACCGACCCGCCAGCUAGGCAGGCCUAAGCAGUCGUCCAGCGCAGACAUACCGAACCAAUCACCCAGGACGGGAAGGCCCAGGCCAGCUCCUAGAGUAGAGAGACCCAUGCCUCUAGGCCUACCUAGAGUUGAGAGUGAUCUGGAGAGACCCAUGCCUCUAGGCCUACCUAGAGUUGAGAGUGAUCUGGAGAGACCCAUGCCUCUAGGCCUACCUAGAGUUGAGAGUGAUCUGGAGAGACCCAUACCUCUAGGCCUACCUAGAGUUGAGAGUGAUCUGGAGAGGCCUCACUGGCAGUACUGGCACCUUUAAAUGGGAAAUCUUCCAUUUUCAACGGCGAUACAAUUAUUGGAGGACCAAAACAAGCUGAUACCG
Messenger RNA from Oncorhynchus tshawytscha (Chinook salmon), 1344 nucleotides. Its product is annotated as zinc finger protein 239-like. Gene Ontology annotation, cellular component: chromosome. NCBI's taxonomy places the organism in Eukaryota, Metazoa, Chordata, Actinopteri, Salmoniformes, Salmonidae. The record is from RefSeq and is a predicted model, not a curated record. Gene Ontology annotation, molecular function: chromatin insulator sequence binding. The transcript is spliced from 3 exons. Gene Ontology annotation, biological process: regulation of transcription by RNA polymerase II. The coding region runs from base 271 to 1281 and encodes 336 amino acids.